AUGGCCAGCCGGGCCUUCGGGGUGCGCAGGUGGGCGCCCGCGGGCGCGCUGGCCUCGCUGGCGUACUGGGCCCACCAGCGGCGCGGGGCCCGGGCCGAGCCGCGGGGGGCGGCCGGCGGGCUCCCCGCGGACCGGAGCCGGCUGGAGCUGAAGAUGGUGCAGGUGGUGUUCCGGCACGGGGCGCGGAGCCCGCUCAAGCCGCUGCCGCUGGAGGAGCAGGUAGAGUGGCAUCCCCAGCUCCUGGAAGUGCCGCCCCAAACCCGGUUUGAUUACACCGUCACCGACCUUGCAGGCGGCCCCAGGCCGCCUUCUCCAUUUGACUCGCAGUACCGAGGGACCGUCCUGAAGGGGGGCGUGCUGGCUGGCCAGCUGACCAGCGUGGGCAUGCGGCAGAUGUUCGCCCUGGGAGAGAGGCUGAGGAAGAGCUACGUGGAGGACACCCCCUUCCUCUCGCCAACCUUCAACCCACGUGAGAUCUUUGUCCGUUCCACUAACAUGCAUCGGAAUCUGGAGUCGACGCGGUGCUUGCUGGCUGGGCUUUUCCAGUGUCAGAAAGAAGGACCCAUCGUCAUCCACACGGACGAGGCGAGCUCUGAAGUCCUGUACCCCAACUACCAGAGCUGCUGGAGCCUGCGGGAGAGAACCAGAGGCCGGAGGCAGGCUGCCUCUCUGCAGCCGGGGAUCUCGGAGGACUUGGAGAAGGUGAAGGAGGACAUGGGCAUCGCCGACAGCGAGGGCGUGGACUUCUUCAUGCUCCUGGACAACAUGGCUGCUGAGCAGGUGCACGGCCUCCCGAGCUGCCCGGCGCUGAGGAGCAGUGCCCGGAUCAUCGAGCAGAGAGCCGUGGACACGGUCUUGUACAUGCAGGGCGGAGACAGGGAGAGUCUCCAGAUGGCCGUCGGACCGUUUCUCCACCUCCUGGAGCGCAACCUGCUGACGGCCGCGGGCCCUGCCACGCCGCCGGGCAGCCACAGGAAGCUGUACCUGUACGCGGCUCACGACGUGACCCUCCUGCCCCUGCUGCUGGCCCUGGGGAUUUUCGACCACAAGUGGCCGCCGUUCGCUGCUGACCUGACCUUGGAGCUCUACCAGCACCGGCAGUCCCGGGAGUGGUUUGUGCAGCUCUAUUACCACGGGGAGGCCCAGGUGCCGCGGGGCUGCCCGGACCCGCUCUGUCCUCUGGACCAGUUCCUGGACGCCUUGUCCGUGUACACGCUAAGCCCAGAGAAGUACCGCGCGCUCUGCUCUCCAGCCCCGGCGACGGAACUCGGAAAGGGAGAGUGA
Molecule: messenger RNA, 1284 nt
Organism: Pipistrellus nathusii (Nathusius's pipistrelle)
Lineage: Eukaryota; Metazoa; Chordata; Mammalia; Chiroptera; Vespertilionidae
Source: the annotation of a GenBank genome assembly